Prosopis cineraria is the source of this 1656-nucleotide messenger RNA. RefSeq names its product tryptophan aminotransferase-related protein 4-like. The coding region runs from base 31 to 1407 and encodes 458 amino acids. Gene Ontology annotation, biological process: amino acid metabolic process. The record is from RefSeq and is a predicted model, not a curated record. The transcript is spliced from 5 exons. Gene Ontology annotation, molecular function: transaminase activity; carbon-sulfur lyase activity. Lineage: Eukaryota; Viridiplantae; Streptophyta; Magnoliopsida; Fabales; Fabaceae.
GCAUCAAAGCCAAGAAAUAGUGAUCCAAUAAUGGAUCAUCGCUACAUUUCAUGGAGGAUUAUGGUGACAGCCAUGAUUAUGUUGUCAUGUUGUUCCUCAAAUGUGCUGGUUCGUGGAGAGACAACAUGGAAGCCAACGUGGACAAAAGAGGCAGCAGAAGAAGCAGAGGUUGUGGCAGCCAUAGAAUGUUCGGGACAUGGAAGAGCUUACUUGGAUGGUUUGGUUCUCAGUGGCCAUGACUUGCCUGUUUGUGAAUGUAAUCCUUGCUAUUAUGGCCUUUCUUGUUCCCAGUUUCAAUCCAAUUGCUCAGCAAAUGCUGGAAGUGGGGAUCCAUAUUUCUUAGAGCCAUUCUGGAUGAGACGUGGAAAGGAGAGUUCGAUAUUAGUAUCAGGUUGGCACAGAAUGGGAUACACGUACAGUGAUGGAUCUUACAUCUCACAAAUGUUGGUGAAGUACAUUCAAAAAUUGCAUAAACUGGUUGGGAAUGCAGAGACUGAAGGAAGAUUUAUUAUAUUUGGGGCUGGUUCUACUCAACUCCUUAAUGCUGCUGUUUACGCCUUCUCUCCCAAUUCUUCUUUGCAUUAUUCUCCUGCUAAAGUCGUUGCCACAGCCCCAUAUUACCCUUUGUACAGACAACAAACAGAGCUUUUCAAUUCAUUGGACUAUAGAUACGAAGGUGACACAUCGUUGUGGAAGAAGAAGAAUUUGUCUUCAGCAGAAAACAAGAACAAGACAUUCAUUGAGUUUGUGACUUCACCAAACAACCCAGAUGGAAGAUUGAUGAAAGCUGUUCUUACUGGAUCAAGUGUGAAGACUGUGAAUGAUCAUGCUUAUUAUUGGCCUCACUUCACUCCUAUUCCUUCUCCUUCUGAUCAAGACCUCAUGAUCUUCACAAUUUCAAAGCUCACUGGCCAUGCAGGCUCUAGAUUUGGGUGGGCAUUGGUGAAGGACGAAGCUGUAUAUCAAAAGAUGUUGACAUAUUUGGACUUGAACACCAUGGGAAUUUCUCGAGAAUCUCAGUUGAGAGCUUUGAAGCUUCUUGAUGUUCUUCUUGAAAGUGAUGGCAAAGAGAUAUUCAAGUUUGGAUAUUCAACAAUGAAAAACCGAUGGAUAAGGCUCACACAGACCUUAUCCUCAUCAAAACGAUUUUCUCUUCAGAAAUUAACUCCUCAUUAUUGCUCCUUUUUCAAAAGGGUUAGAGACCCUACACCAGCAUAUGCAUGGUUGAAGUGUGAGAGAAAGGAAGAUAAAGAUUGCUAUGAAGUGCUGAAAGCAGCAAAAAUAGAAGGACGUGCCGGAAGUACGUACAGUGCCGAUCCUCUUUAUGUUCGUCUGAGUCUCAUUAGAAGCCAAGACGACUUUGACAUUCUCAUCAGCCAUCUCCAGAAGCUCAUUGCUAAAUCUUAGUCUCUCUCUCUCUCUAUAUAUAUAUUUAUAUUUAUAUCUAUAUAUGUAUAUAAUUGAUGAAUAAUAAAAAUCCACAUACAAUAAUGGUUGUUGAUGAUCGAUGUAUAAAGUUUAUAAUUAUUGAUAAAAUCAGUUGUGUGUAUGAACAAUUAAUGGUCGGAUUCGGGUCACUCUAUGGUGGGCUAAUUUAAGUGGUCCUGAUGAGGAUCCUUAUAUUUAUGUAUCAUCAUAACAUUUUAUAGUAAAAUU